AUGUCGGGAGCAGUCAAAUUAGCAGAUCGGUUGGUUUUUCUGAUUUUUAUAAAGGGGGAGAUCAAUAAUAAAAUCAGGAAUAGAUACAGUAACCCUUGCAGGUUAAAAGAACUUUCGAAGUUAUAAUAACUCAAAGACUACAGUAAUCGUUGAAGUUCUAGAGAAAUUGUUCAGGGAUUAUUUUAAAGUUUUCCACGUGGUCCAAAAAUUUGAAACUUUUUAUUCGAGUUCCAGAAAUAUUUGUGAAAACUUUGUUUGUAGUUAUGUUAUCUGUGCUCUUUCAUCUAACAGACUAACUUGUUAGCUCUUUUUUAAUGAGAUAAAUAUAAAAGUACAAGCAUAUUCUAUUUUGAGAGUUGUUUUCGAGGGUUACUGUAGACGACUACGUGAAAAUAAAAUUUGACUGAAAACAAUAAAACUAAUUUAUUUUUAGAUAUUUGAUGACAAAAAGAUUGGGAGAUGGAACAUUUGGAGAAGUUAUGUUGGCAAAGAAAAUAGAUACUGGAGAUAGAGUUGCGAUUAAAAGAAUGAAAAAGAAAUUUUAUAGUUGGGAAGAAGCAAUGUCUUUGAGAGAAGUUAAAUCACUCAAAAAACUGAAUCAUCCAAAUAUCAUCAAAUUGAGAGAGGUACUGUAUCAAGUUGUAAAACUAUGUAUAGAAACUUUUUUUAAUUCUAGGUUAUUCGAGAAAAUGAUAUACUUUAUUUCAUUUUCGAAUUCAUGCAAGAAAAUUUGUAUGAAUUAAUGAAAGAUCGUGAUAGAUAUUUUCCUGAAAGUGUUAUUCGAAAUAUUAUUUAUCAAGUACUUCAAGGACUCGCAUUUAUGCAUAAAAAUGGGUUUUUUCAUCGAGAUAUGAAACCAGAAAAUAUAAUGUGUAAUGGAACGGAAUUGGUGAAAAUUGCGGAUUUUGGAUUGGCAAGAGAAAUUCGAUCAAAACCACCGUAUACUGAUUAUGUUUCAACAAGAUGGUAUCGAGCACCGGAAAUAUUGUUGAGAUCAACUUCUUAUAAUUCGCCAAUUGAUAUUUGGGCACUUGGUUGUAUUAUGGCUGAAUUAUAUAUGUUGAGACCUUUGUUUCCUGGAACAUCUGAAAUGGAUCAAUUAUUUAAAAUUAUUUCAAUUUUAGGAACUCCAAGCAAGGUGAAUAUGGGAUGUUUAUUAUAAAUUGCACUUGACUCGUCAUGUUUUGUAGCCAAAACCACUUUUUUUUAUCUAUUUUUCAGGAUGAAUGGCCUGAAGGAUAUCAGUUAGCAUCUGCUAUGAAUUUCCGAUUCCAACAAGUUGUUGCAACUCCAAUGGAACAGGUAUUCUAAUUUUUCCUCAAUUUCUAUAUUUCCUAAUAUUAAUCCUAUUUUUUAAAGGUUGUUAAUACAAUUAGUAAAGAAGGUAUGAAAUUGAUGAUGGAUAUGAUGAUUUGGAAUCCAGAGAAACGACCAAAUGCAAAUCAAUCACUUCGAUAUAAAUAUUUUCAAGUUUCCGAAAAACUUGGAGCCCCAGUUGUUAGUCAACCUGCGCCAGGAAGUCAUAGAAAAACAAGUGCGGGUUCAACAAAAAGUGAUACAAAAGCAUUUACAUCAAAAGGAACCAAAAAAGAAUAUAUUGGAUCAGAAAAUGUGUCACCUCAACAACCAGCAAAAGGAAUUGAGAGACAAAGAAAUUUGCCGUUGAAUAAAUCGAGUGUUUUUGAGAAAUCUGAUACAAAACCAUUAUCGAAUAAAGCAAAUGAAACAACAACUGCGAAACCGAGUGCAAAAGAUAUUUAUUUGUCAAAAAGUAAAUAUAUUCCAGGUAAUCCUUUUUUGUUGUUUUUUUUAGAAAAAAUGAGGGAUACUGUAAAUAUUUGAAUUGUUUUUUUUGCAGGCCAACUAACAUCAAAAGAAGCAUCAUCAACACAAAAUCAAAUAAUGACAACAAAUGGAUUAACUGGACAAACUAAAACAACAACUUUCAGUGCUAAAAAAGAAGGAAGAAGUGCGGUUCAAACAAGGUUCGAAUAUGCGUACGGUUCGUCUUUUCUUUCCCCACUUCUUCUAUCUCUACAAAUUUUCUUUUUUUUUUCUAUCAUUCAGUUUCAGUUUGAGCAUGUUUUUUGCAUUGUUUUUAUUAAAAAAGGCAAGUAUAUAUUGAUUUGUUUUAAAAAAUAUGGAAACUUAGGUCUGAUUGGCAAAAAUAAUGCAAUAAUAAAUAAAUACAACACUUUUAGAAAUGCUAAAAAUGACCACCCUGAAUACAAUUCACGUUUUUUUUAAUGGGACUAGAAUGCAAUGUCUUUUUUUAAAUUAGAAAUGGGAAAGCAAGAAUACAACAUUUUUUUGCCAAAUUUUUUGACAAAUUAGUCAAAUUUUCAACGAAUUUGUGUUUCUUUUUGUAUAAAAAAUGAAUAACGUUAAAAAAUUUUCAUAGAAAGCAAGUUGAAUAUCAUAAAAAUCGAGGGAAAUCAAGGCGAAAAACCUAUAAUCAUAUUUUUUGGUGUUUGGAAAAAAGUUUUUUAGGUUUUUCUUUUUGCUAUCUCUAUUCCCGAGGAUUUCCUAUCUUUUGCAGCAAAGAUUUUGAAAUUUGGUUGAGUAUGAAGGAUUUUAGCAUUUUUUGUGAAAAAACAAAAAAUGGUUUUGGGGUUGCACAAAAUCACAAACAUCCGUGCGUCGUGUUGUCUGGCGUUCUCUCUUAUUUGUUUCUAUCUCUCAUUUUCUCUCCUUCUCUCUUCUCGUCUCUUCUAGACGCAACACUCUCUCGUUUUCUUUUUCACUUCGGUUUUUUUUCGUGAAAUCAGGAAAUUUCACGAUUUUCACCAAGAACAUUAUAUAUGAGAAGAUAGAGAAAGGCAAGAAAAAGGCAGAAAAAUAGAAAAAGGAUUGUAAAAUUUAACAUUAGAAAUUAUUUUUUCGAAAGAACUGACACUAAAAAUUCGGAACGUUGGAUUGGAUAAUUUUUUGCAAAAGCGGGAAACAAAUGUUGUAGUAUUAUUGCAUUUUUGCAAAUGGGUAAAAUUGCAGUAAUGAGAUUGAAAAGGUUGAUACGUGGAUGUUUGGAACCCAAAUGUUAUGCUAUCUUAAUUUUUUUCCUGCUCAAGAAAAUAACUAGAAAUGAUACUUGCCUUUGCAAUUCAAAAUUUUUAUUUCGUUUGUCCAAUAGAUAUAUUUUUCUAGGGUAUGUUCCGAGCUUCGGAGCUCGAGCAGCUCCACCGGCGGGACCGACAACACAAGCGACAACAAUCAAUAACAAUAACAACAUCAACAAUAAUAAUGGACAAAAAUUAGUAAAUAAUGCUGCGGGUCGAAUUGAUUGGGCUUCAAAGUAAGAAACAUUUUUUUUUAAAUCCACAAAAUGUGUUUGUUUCAGAUAUGUCAAAUAA
Messenger RNA from Caenorhabditis angaria, 3350 nucleotides. The record is from the annotation of a GenBank genome assembly. Lineage: Eukaryota; Metazoa; Nematoda; Chromadorea; Rhabditida; Rhabditidae.